This is a messenger RNA of Malassezia sympodialis ATCC 42132, 1368 nucleotides long. RefSeq lists its product as uncharacterized. The record is from RefSeq and is a predicted model, not a curated record. The coding region runs from base 1 to 1368 and encodes 455 amino acids. The transcript is spliced from 2 exons. Gene Ontology annotation, cellular component: Set1C/COMPASS complex. NCBI's taxonomy places the organism in Eukaryota, Fungi, Basidiomycota, Malasseziomycetes, Malasseziales, Malasseziaceae. Gene Ontology annotation, molecular function: protein binding; transcription cis-regulatory region binding.
AUGCCGGUCCUUGUCGAAGCGCCGGGCGUACGUGCGGACCUUGGUCUCGCGCAUGGCACGCCCGAGUCGCCCGGGCCGCGCGAGACGCACUUGGCGUCGGUGCCGUCGCAUCGCGUGCCGCCCGGCUUCCGUGGGCCUAUACCGCGCGAUGGCGACGCGGAAGACACAAUGCCAGCUCCAUCCUGGACGCCUAUGUGUGCGGAUGCCAGCCUGGGCACGACGCCGCAUCUGCCGAUGAACAAGGGCGGCUGGCGGUACAUGGCCGCAGGCCCCGCGGCGCAGAUGCUGCCCACGACUGUGUACCGCACACUGGAUAUUGCGCCGGCCUGUGUGCACUGGUCAUGGCAGGAUCGAAGCGCCUUUACACGCAUUAGUGCCGAUGCCAUGGUCGUCGGCACAGACAAAGGGUACCGCAGCGCCCGCACCAACGUGGGCGUGCGACAGGGCGCAUGGUACGUGGAGCUCGAAGUGCUGCCGCCCGAUGCAUCGAGCGAGCCGCCCGUGCCGAUGCGCGAUGGGCCACAUGUGCGCGUCGGCUGGGGCCGCCGUGAAGCGUCGCUCAAUGCGCCUGUCGGCUGGGACGCCUACAGCUACGGCCUGCGCGAUCAGACGGGCGCAUGCGUGACACAGUCGCGCCUCGCACCCCUUGGCCGCGCGUUUGGACCUGGCGACGUGGUCGGCCUGUACAUCCGCCUGCCGCCGCACGACGCGGCGCUGCGGCCCGGCACAGAGCGCCGCAUCGCCCAGAAGCGCAUCCCGAUCCGGUAUCGGGGACAACUCUACUUUGAAAGUCUCGAGUAUGCACCGACGCGUGCGAUGGAGGCGCUCAUGGAGCAGCAGCGGCGCGGUGGCCUGGGGUGGGACGCGCAUGCAGCGCCGCCUGACGAGAAGCGCGCGCGCCCUUCGCGUGCGCCGGCGCCGCACGACACGCAGCGCCCAGCGCCGCCGACGCUGCCUGACAGCUGCAUUGGCUUCGUGGUCAAUGGCGAGCCGCAGGGCAUAGCGUUUGCGGACCUGUUCGACUUCCGCCCGCCGGUCGCGCGGACAAAGAAGAAAAAAGAGGAGAUCUCGACGUAUGCGAGCGUGAGCACGAUUCUCAAGAGCCGCCAAAAUGAGUACGAUGACGGGAUGCUGGGCUACUAUGUCAUGGCGUCCAUGUACGGAGGCGCGCGCGUGCGAUUGCGUGCCGACACAUUCCGAUACCCGCCACCCGCCGACUUGGAGGACGCGCUGUGGCGCGCUGGUGCAGCGCCCGGCGUGGAGCGCGCCCAGCAAAAGGCGGCCCCAGCAUGGCGCCCACUGGCAGAGCGCGAGGCAGCGGCUCUGGACCGCGACGACGACGCACUAGCGGCGAGCGCGGCGAGCUAG